AGAGUAGCAGAAGGCACUGGAACGGUGUACUGUAUCUUGGACAUGUUACACAUGGACUUAUAUCUGAAGGAACAAUGACUUUUCUGCCUACAAGCAUCCCCACUAACUUCAGUGAGGCUAUACAUGGAGCCCAAAACAACACAACAAUAACUAAUUGUUCUCCAGGACCGGAAUCAGGAUGGAUCAUCACCGCCGUGCCGGUUUAUAUCCUGGUCAUCUCUGUGCUGGGGAUUGUGUUUAAUGUGUUUGUUAUGCUGGUUUUCUGCCUCCCUAAGAAGCCCUGCACCGUGGCUGAGAUCUACUUGAGCAACCUGGCUGCUACUGACCUUAUGCUCAUGACUUGUUUGCCCUUCUGGGCUGUCAACGUAUCCAGGAACUAUAGAUGGACUUUUGGUCUGUUCAUGUGCAAAUUCGUCAACACGGGCAUUCAUAUGAAUGUCUAUUGUAGCAUCUACUUCCUCGUUCUGAUUAGCAUAGAUCGCUAUUUGGCACUGGUGCAUACAAUGUCCCUUAACAGAAUGCGUAGCCGAAAAUGUGCUAAACUGGGCUGUCUGCUGGUGUGGGGUUUGGGCUUACUCCUGAGUGCCCCCACAAUACACUACAGGGGACUAAGAUAUGAGAAUGAAUGUACUUCAUGCAUUCUUAAAUAUGAAAGUGAACAUACACGGUUGGUGUUUAAUGUGAUAAGGACUCUGCCCUUUAUCAUCCCCAUGUUCAUUAUUUCCUACUGCACUGUCAGGAUUAUUAAAGCUCUGAAUAAUCAGUUUCUGGAGGAGUUAAACGGCCAGAGAAUAGACCACAAGGCCACCAAACUAUUGCUAGCAGUCCUCCUGGCUUUUCUGAUCUGCCUGUUGCCGUUCCACCUGCUUAGGAUGGCAGGAAUGCUCUGGAGAGCUGGGAUCCUGUCAUUGAACAUCCAAAGCUUUAGCAUCUGCUCCCACAUUUUCAUGUACUUAGCCCUUUUCAACAGUGUUCUCAAUCCCAUCCUCUACGUCUUUGUAGGAAAGAACUUCUGGAAAACAGUCAGAGACACCUUCAGGCAGUGGUGCAGUUGAGUGACUUUCAACAUGACCUCUGCACACUCAAGC
Larimichthys crocea (large yellow croaker) is the source of this 1088-nucleotide messenger RNA. RefSeq names its product B2 bradykinin receptor-like. Gene Ontology annotation, biological process: G protein-coupled receptor signaling pathway; cell chemotaxis; immune response. The transcript is spliced from 2 exons. NCBI's taxonomy places the organism in Eukaryota, Metazoa, Chordata, Actinopteri, Sciaenidae. The record is from RefSeq and is a predicted model, not a curated record. Gene Ontology annotation, molecular function: C-C chemokine binding; bradykinin receptor activity; C-C chemokine receptor activity. The coding region runs from base 75 to 1055 and encodes 326 amino acids. Gene Ontology annotation, cellular component: membrane; external side of plasma membrane.